Messenger RNA from Oncorhynchus keta (chum salmon), 4715 nucleotides. RefSeq names its product zinc finger protein ZFP2-like. Gene Ontology annotation, cellular component: nucleus. The coding region runs from base 1428 to 2945 and encodes 505 amino acids. The transcript is spliced from 3 exons. The record is from RefSeq and is a predicted model, not a curated record. Lineage: Eukaryota; Metazoa; Chordata; Actinopteri; Salmoniformes; Salmonidae. Gene Ontology annotation, molecular function: RNA polymerase II cis-regulatory region sequence-specific DNA binding; DNA-binding transcription factor activity, RNA polymerase II-specific. Gene Ontology annotation, biological process: regulation of transcription by RNA polymerase II; central nervous system development.
AAUAAUGGAUCAAUAGAAAACAGGAAACGGGUUUUGGUUGAUUUCAUUCCAUUUAUGAGUUUUGUCAUUUUAGUCAGUCUUUUGUUUGGAGCCUCCUGUCAAUGUUGAGUAAGGACCCACAUGCAUAGAAAAUGAUGUACUUUUUACUCCAUACAUUGACACCCAAAAAAACUCAUUACAUUUGGAAUGCUAAGCAGGACAUGAAAAUGGUUCAACUCAUGCACUAAUCAAGAGGUCAUCCCUAGUGCCUCUGAUUUUUUUAUUUACCUUUGUUUAACUAGGCAAGUCAGUUAAGAACUAAUUCUUAUUUUCAAUGAUGGCCUAGGAACAGUGGGUUAACUGCCUUGUUCAGGGGCAGAACGACAGAUUUUUACCUUGUCAGCUCAUCGAUUGGAUUUUGCAACCUUUUGGUUUCAAGUCCAACUCUCUAACCACUAGGCUACCUGGUCAGGUAGACUCACGAAACACUUAUUUCUUUGUAAAUUGUGUUGUAGUGUGCCACUGGCUAUCUGUAAAAUAAACAAUUGAGCUGUCUGGUUUACUUCGUAUGACAUUUGAAAUGAUUCAUACUUUUACUUUUGAUACUUAAGUAUAUUUAAAACUAAAGACUUUUAUUCAAAUAGUAUUUUACUGGGUGACUUCCAACUUUUACUUUAGUCAUUUUCUAUUAAGAUAUAUUUACUUUUACUCAAGUAUGACGAUUAGGUAUUUUUUCCACCCCUGUGCAGCACUAGUUAGUUAGUUGGUUUUUCCCAAAGCGUAAUGAAUUCAGACGACAGAGUAGUAGGCUGAUACACAGCCAAUACAGUACGUAGCUGCAUGCAUCUAUAACAAUUGUAUGCGGACCGCCAUAAUACCAAAGAAGAAGAAGACCACUUCCUUCACCACAGCUUUGAGUCUGCUGCGUGAAGCGGAAGAAGUAUGAAUGCACUGACUACUGCGGAGGUUGCAUUGCUGUAAAUGCUGCAUGGCCACUGCAGACUUCGGAUUGAACAUACAUCGGGUUUUACUGGUUCGUUGCACGGAUAGCGCAGCGGUAAUCCGUCUGGUAUUUACAAGGCUACACUUACUGGGCCUCAGACAAUUAACUAUCUGGACUUUCGAAGGGGACGUUAUUCCAACAGACUCUCGGGUAGAGUUAGACGAACAGACAACAGGAUUAUUGGUGGAUAGGGUGUUGAACGUUUUAUUGACUCUAAUAGAUAAUGUAAAAUAUUAUCCAGAAUCUUCCUGAAGUAAGAUUAGCCUACAUCAGACAUUUAUUUGUCACAAUUUAAAUCGAGUUGUGAUAUUUAAAAUUACGUUUGAUUGCUCUGGUCUAGCUGUUCUUUAUAUGCAUGCUAUGACAAAUAAUAACUAGUGUACGGUACACAUUUACUGUCAAGUUUUUUAUUUGAAGAAACGUCGAAGAAAGAAUAGCUUCGACGAUGGAUCGGGACAGAGCUAGUCCGUCCCCCUCCACCCUGCCGGAGUCCCCUGGUCACAACUCUCCUGGUAGCGCCUUACUGCUGGAUCUGAAGAGGGUGUCUGUGUGGCUGGUCGACUGCAGGAAAACACCAGGGCAGAGUGGAACUGUGAGAGAAGGACACGAGGAGGGAGAUGAAGAUAUGAUUUCAUCAAGGGACAGCACUAACCAUUCUCUCAGUUGGAGGGGCUUGUCAUCUGCGGACCCUCAACAACAUUGUGUUGCUGACGAGACAGAGAAGUGUCUCUAUAGACCAGAGCACCCCAAGAAACACCAGCAGAGAUGUAGAGGGAAGAAACCUCACCACUGCUGCUCUGACUGUGGGAAAAGUUUCACUAGCAGGAGUGAUUUCAUUAUUCACCAGUGGAUUCACACCCGGGAGAAACCGUACUGCUGCUCUCAGUGCGGGAAGAGUUUCACUGCUUCUAACGCCUUCCAAUCUCAUCUGCAAAUUCAUGCAGGGGAGAGGCCUUACCCCUGCCUUGAUGGUGGAAAGAGCUUCAAUCAGUCAAGCAACCUGACUACACACCAGCUAACACAAACUGGAGUGAAGCCUUUUAUCUGUGAUCAGUGUGGAAAGAGCUUUGCUGUAGCUUCCACCCUGAGUAGACACCAGGUUACACACACUGGAGAGAAGCCUUAUAGCUGUGAACAGUGUGGGAAAAGCUUUGCUGUAGUUUCCUCCCUAAUUAGACACCAUCGAACACACACUGGAGAGAAGCCUUAUAGCUGUUAUCAGUGUGGAAAGAGCUUUGCUGUAUCAGAAAAACUAACUAUACACCAGCGAACACACACAGGAGAGAAGCCUUAUAGCUGUGAUCAGUGUGGGAAGAGCUUUGCUGUAGUUUCCUCCCUGAUUAGACACCAUCGAACACACACUGGAGAGAAGCCUUAUAGCUGUUAUCAGUGUGGAAAGAGCUUUGCUCUAUCAGAAAAACUAACUAUACACCAGCGAACACACACAGGAGAGAAACCUUAUAGCUGUGAUCAGUGUGGGAAGAGCUUUGCUGUAGCUUCCACCCUGAAUAGACACCAGCUAACACACAGUGGAGAGAAGCCUUAUAGCUGUGAUCAGUGUGGGAAGAGCUUUGCUGUAGUCUCCUCCCUGAUUAGACACCAUCAAACACACACUGGAGAGAAAACUUAUGUCUGUCUAUGUGGGAAGAGCUUUGCUCUAGCUUCCACCCUGACUACACACCAGCGAACACACACUGGAGAGAAGCCCUAUAGCUGUUAUCAGUGUGGCAAGAGCUUCAGUCAAUCAGUACACCUGAAUACACACCAGCGAACACACACAGGAGAGAAGCCUUACAGAUGUGACCAUUGUGGAAAGAGCUUCAGUCAAUCAGUACACCUGAAUACACACCAGCGAACACACACAGGAGAGAAGCCUUACAGCUGUGAUCAUUGUGGAAAGAGCUUCAGUCAAUCAUUAAACCUGAAAACACACCAGCGAACACACACUGGAGAGAAACAUUAGAUAGACAAUACAGUACCAGUCAAAAGUUUGGACACACCUACACAUUCCAGGGUUUUCAUUUUUUGUAUUUUCUACAUUGUAGAAUAAUAGUGAAGACAUAAAAACUAUUGACAUAACACAUAUGGAAUCAAGUAACCAAGAAAAUUUUUAAAUAAUUCAAAAUAUAUUUAAGAUUCUUCAAAGUAGCCGCCCUUUGCCUUUGACAGUUUCGCACACUCUUGGCAUUCUCUCAACCAGCUUCAUGAGUUAGUCACCUGGAAUGCAUUUCAAUUAACAGGUGUGCCUUGCUAGAUGUUCAUUUGUGGUAUUUCUUUCCUUCUUAAUGCCUUUGAGCCAAUCAGUUGUGUUGUGACAUGGUAGGGGUGGUAUACAGAAGUUAGCCCUAUUUGGUAAAAGACCAAGUCCAUAUUAGGGCACCAUCGAGAGAAUCCUGAACUGUUGCAUCACCGCCUGGUAUGGCAACUGCUCGGCAUCUGACCGUAAGGCGCAACAGAGGGUAGUGCGUACGGCCCAGUACAUCAAUGGGGCCAAGCUUCCUGCCAUCCAGAACCUAUAUAAUAGGUGGUGUCAGAGGAAAGCCCAUAAAAGUGUCAGACUCCAGUCACCCUAGUCAUAGACUGUUCUCUCUGCUACCGCACGGCAAGCAGUACCGGAGCGCCAAGUCUAGGUCCAAGAGGCUUCUAAAACAGCUUCUACCCCCAAGCCAUAAGGCUGCUGAACAAUUAAUCAAAUGGCCACCCAUCUAUUACAUUGACCCCCCCUCAUUUGUUUUGUACACUGCUGCUACUCGCGGUUUAUUAUCUAUGCAUAGUCACUUCACCCCGACCUAUGUGUACAAAUGACCUCUAACCUGCACACUGACUCGGUACUGGUACCCCCUUUAUAUAGCCUCGUUACGGUUAUUGUUUUUGUGUUACUUUUUUACACAUUUUGACUUUAGUUCAUCUUCUUGAACUGCACUGUUGGUUAAGGGCUUGUAAGUAAGCAUUUGAUGGCCAGGUCUGCACUUGUUUUCGGCGCAUGUGACAAAUUAAGUUUGAUUUGAUUCUUUAUUAUUCUACAAUGUAUAAAAUAGUUUAAAACAACAACCUUGAAUGGGUAGGUGUGUCCAAACUCUUGACUGGUACUGUAUGUGGGAAGAGCUUCGUUCAUUUAAGGCCAAUGAGAAAACACAAGCGUGCCAUAUUUCAUCUCCCUCCUAUCCGGACCGUUCCAGAUCCAUAAAUAAUGGAUCAGUAGAACACAUCUAGUGAACAGUCAUAUUUCAUCUCCCAUUCUUAGAAGGUUGCCUCAGUCUGAUCACCAUGGUAACCUCUGUGCAGCAUAAUAUGCAGCUCUGAUCUAGGAUCAGGUCUCCCCUGUGUCUAUGUAAUAUCACACAUUUGUGAUUUGAGUGGAUAAAUGUUAUCAUAGAAGAUGUCACAGUGAACCUGUGUGUUGGGGGGGAUAAUCUUCUUUCAUAUAUUCAUGGUACUAUUGUCAUUAAAUCUCAUUAUGUAUAAUGUUUCAACAAUAGGUACAUAUUCAUGUAUUCAAUUGAUCCAUAAAUUCAAUCCAUUGUAUUCUAAACAUGAAUAUAUCACUUCAAUGUUAUAUUUUUAUUAUAAUAAUAAACUAAUCUAAAUUGACUUAUGUUCCUAAAACUAAUCAAUAUUAUUUUGGAUAAUAAUAUCCAUGAGGUCCAGGUAAUAACUAUGUAUACUGUGUCUUGUAACAACGGUUAAUGUAAUAACUUUUAGAUUUAUAAUGUAAUAAAACCGGUAAAUGUAA